This is a messenger RNA of Microthlaspi erraticum, 357 nucleotides long. The record is from the annotation of a GenBank genome assembly. Lineage: Eukaryota; Viridiplantae; Streptophyta; Magnoliopsida; Brassicales; Brassicaceae.
AUGGGGAGCUCAUCCUCUUCUUCCUCUGACUCCUCCUCUUCCAUGGGCACAUUCUCAUUGCUCCUCAUGCUCACUCUCCUCAAUCUCUUGAUUGAUCUCUCACCCUCUUCUUCACUUGGGAGUCAUCAUUCUCCUCUUGGGUUUCACUCCAAUCUCAAACUCCCUUGCUUCACUCUCACUACUAAGGAUCAUUCCUUCUUUUGGUUCUCCUUUCUUCCCUCACCCUCUCAGACUCUUCCUCAUGUCCUCCUCUGGUUUGUGUUUGAGUAUCCUCCUUGCUCCUCUUAUUGCAUCUCCCAUUCUCUUGUGAAGCGCUACUUGCUUCCUUCACCUCUCAACAUCUUAGAUUGUACCUGA